This is a messenger RNA of Penicillium samsonianum, 249 nucleotides long. RefSeq lists its product as uncharacterized. The record is from RefSeq and is a predicted model, not a curated record. Bases 1 to 249 code for a protein of 82 amino acids. NCBI's taxonomy places the organism in Eukaryota, Fungi, Ascomycota, Eurotiomycetes, Eurotiales, Aspergillaceae. The transcript has a single exon.
AUGGCGAUAAAUAACCCAUUGGUCCACGCCCCACUGUUACUAGAGCCUGUCAAGGACAAAGGAACCAAAAGGAGAGACAACCCAGCCACAAGGAGAACAGCCCCUGACAACUCAAGCUCAAUCCAAAACAAUCUGUACACCUUCUUCCACCAGGCAUCGCUGGUUUUCCAGCCUAACGCCUCAAACACAGAUACAGGAGAUGGUGGCCCGGUGUUGAUAAAACAGUAUGGUGCCGAUCAAUGGCAGUGA